AUGUUUUGUCCGUUCAGUUCCAGUGCUCCACCAAGAGCAAACGUAACACAGACUGAACAACAACAACCUUUGAAUCUGAAGCAUCUUAGCGAAGCUGUCAGAACUCUUACUUCGCCACCAAAUGAUGUGAUUUAUUCGGCUUUCAAGUCCAUUGUUGAACAAACUGAAUGCCCAGCAUAUAGUAAAAUACUGAACGAGCUACCAUGUGAUCACUCAAGUUCUGAUAUUAAGUUAUUAGAUAUUUUGUAUGAUUCUGCACAAAUUGUACUUGGUGACGGUGCCAAAGUAAUCGAAACUGUGGGUGCGACGCUCAUACAAGAAUGCCGCAACGACCGGCAAAUUCAAGCUCUGAAGAGUUUGGGCGGCAACUUGUACCACUUCUUGACUACAUUGGAUGGUGUGCACGACGUCCUACAAAUGGGCGACGAUAAGGAAGCCAGCUCGGAUUUAACUUGCCGGCCAGGUGAUGAACCUGGUGUAUUGGACUUGACCCUUCGAACACGUAGAUCAGAUGGAAAGCGUGUGGCCCACUUGUUAACCGGCACACUGUCCGGUGUCGCAACCAGGUUCUACGGGUCACGACCAGAUAUUCGACUUGGCACACACCCAAGUGACCCGUCAUUGUAUAGGUACACCAUAAAGACUACAGUUGAUGCUGAAGACGUUAAAGACUCUGCUCCAUUUUUGUCACAUCGAGCCAACGAUCUUAAAAUGGGUGUAACAAGCUUCUGCAAGGCUUUUCCGUGGCACUUGGUAUUGGAUAAACGAUUGGAGUUCGUACAAUUAGGCUCUGGGUUCAUGAAGCUUUUUGGAAAAUGCCUACAACAAUUCGGUCGAUCUAUCCACACGUAUUUUAAAAUCAGAAGACCGAAGAACGUUCGGCUCUCGUUCGACGGCAUCGUGAACAGGGCAAACUCGCCGUUCGUGUUGACGCUAUGCUUGCCCGAGCCGCUAAACCAUAAUUCUGCCGAGGGUUUGGAAUUCAAAGGACAAAUGGUCUUGUGCAACGAGUCUGGAUCGUUACUAUACGUCGGUUCACCAUUGCUAGAUGGAUUGGACAGUCUAACCAGUAGAAGUCUAUUCAUUUCGGACAUACCAUUGCACGACGCUACCAGAGACGUGAUAUUAAUUGGCGAGCAAGCUAGGGCUCAGGAUGGCCUUCGGAGAAGAAUGGACAAGUUAAAGAGUUCGAUCGAAGAAGCCAAUUUGGCUGUCGAUAAAGAGAGAGAAAAGAACGUCAGCCUUUUGCACACGAUUUUUCCACCAAAUAUUGCCAAACGGCUUUGGCUUGGAGAAACCAUCGAAGCGAAAACGCAUGACGAGGUGACCAUGUUGUUCAGCGAUAUCGUCGGCUUCACGUCUAUCUGUAGCACUGCCACGCCGUUCAUGGUUGUCAACAUGUUGGAGUCCUUGUACAACAAGUUUGACGCUUACUGCGGACAUCUGGAUAUUUACAAGGUAGAAACGAUUGGCGAUGCUUACUGCGUGGCUUCGGGCUUACACAAGUUCAGUUCUAUACACGCUCAACAAAUCGCAUGGAUGGCUCUGAAGAUGAUCGAAACGUGUAAAACUCAUCAUACACACGACGGGAAGCCGAUCAGAAUGCGAAUCGGAUUGCACACCGGAUCAAUAUUGGCUGGCGUAGUGGGCGUAAAAAUGCCAAGAUAUUGUUUGUUCGGCCAUAACGUAACAAUCGCCAACAAGUUUGAGUCUGGUAGCGAACCGCUCCGGAUAAACGUCAGUCCGACUACUCACCAGCUGUUGAUGAAGACUCCUGGAUUCUCGUUCGAGGAGAGGAGCCGAUCGUGUCUGCCCGUCGGAUUUCCCGAACACAUACCGGGCACGUGCCAUUUCCUGUUGUCGUACGCGCACCCCAACAUGUCGCCCGACGAUGCGUCCGACUUAGACGCUCAUGUCACCGCUGGCUUGCGACAACUUACCUUAGACAGCUGAACAACACCACUGCCAUCUUCACCACCACCUCCACAGCCAUCACCGUUUCUUCGUAGAUGAUUAUAGUAUACACGUGCACCGGCGAACGACGUCGAAUCUUAUAAUAUAUUAUUAUUGUAAUUUUUUUUUUUUUGUUCUUGUUGUUGCCCACCCGCAGAAGUACAUUCUCUAUAAUAUGCCAAUGUGAAGAAAAACGUAAAAAAAAGAAAGAAAAAAAAUGUUUAUUUGAUUAUUAUAUAAUAUCACAAUAUGUGUAUCAUAGCUGUAGAGUUCAGCCUUCUUGUAUAUUAUAAUAUAUAAUAUCCUUAUCCUGUCAUUCCGCCAGUCAGAUCAACACCGCCGGUUAAAAGCACUCGAUUCGUGCAUCACGAUUCCUACACACCUCGCUCACCUAAAAAUAAUAUAUUAUAGUUAUUAUGACAUCACCCGUCGCCGACGGUUAAAAUCACGUAAGAUGUACAUUAUUGUUUGUACAGCUAAAUAAUUAUUCUCUUGCCUAAAAUGUUUAUAAACGUAAUAUUAUAAAAUCAAAAGCAUAACAAUUAAAAUAUA
Molecule: messenger RNA, 2505 nt
Organism: Melanaphis sacchari
Lineage: Eukaryota; Metazoa; Arthropoda; Insecta; Hemiptera; Aphididae
Gene: Gycalpha99B
Product: head-specific guanylate cyclase
Exons: 13
Coding region: 1-1953 (650 amino acids)
Biological process (GO): cGMP biosynthetic process; response to oxygen levels
Cellular component (GO): guanylate cyclase complex, soluble
Molecular function (GO): guanylate cyclase activity; heme binding
Source: RefSeq, a predicted model, not a curated record